Hipposideros armiger (great roundleaf bat) is the source of this 3885-nucleotide messenger RNA. It is a transcript of the gene MILR1, whose product is annotated as mast cell immunoglobulin like receptor 1. The transcript has 9 exons. Bases 101 to 1162 code for a protein of 353 amino acids. The record is from RefSeq and is a predicted model, not a curated record. Lineage: Eukaryota; Metazoa; Chordata; Mammalia; Chiroptera; Hipposideridae.
CUUAGAUUUCAUUCUGGAGACUGGGGGGCCCCUUGAACAGACUGCUCUUCAGGGCAUUUUUCUUCUGUCACCUCGAAGGCUUGCGUCUCCAGACCAAACCAUGAUGUGGAAAAAGAGCUUUCUUGCGUUUCUUCUCUCUCUUUCAGCUCUAAAACCUGCACCGGCUUCUGGGAACAAUACAGAAACAAACAAAAAGAACAACAAAGAAAAAACUUGUUUUCCAGAAUUCACUCAUCCACAUUUGGUCUCAAAAACGAACGUAGUCAUGAAGGGUCAAAAUGUAUCUCUAAUUUGUCCCAACCAGAACAAACUCCCACAGAUCACCUAUUCUUUGUUUUGGAAUAAUCGACACCUAGUAACCCAGAAAGGUGAACCCGCGAUUUUUAACCUAAGCAUCACAGGAAUCCAUGCGUUGGGGACCUACAAAUGCAAAGCCCAAGUUCUCAACUGUUCAAAAUACAGUCAUCCGUUUAACUUCACAUUUGUUGACCCAGUGACCACGCCAGUGCUGAACGUUAAUGUCGUUCAAACGAAAACAGACCGAUAUAUAACACUACACUGCAUCUCGUUCAAUGGCUCUCUGCCCAUCAAUUAUACUUUCUUUGAAAAAAACACCUCUGUGUCACCAGUUAUUUCCAAGGAUGUAAGGGAGCCUGCUGAAUUUAAUUUAACCAGGAACACUGGAGAAGUGGAAGAGUAUAGAUGUGAAGCUAAAAACAGAUUGCCUAACCAUGCAAAAUACAGUCAACCCGUCCCCAUAUUCUCAACAGGUGGAGACGGCUGUCGUUUCUGCCUGUGGUUACUGCUUCCGGGGUUAUUAUUGGUGCUAAUCAUAAUCAUCCUAAUUCUGGCAUUUUGGAUACUACCAAAGCACAAAGCAAGAAAAGCUAUGAAAGAUAAAGUGCCCAGAGACUGUGGAAAUACACCCAUGGAAGCUGGAAUAUAUGCAAAUAUCUACAAAAAUCAAGCAGAUAAGGAGUCUGGGCCAGGCUUGGGACUAAGGCCGUGUGUUUCCACAGCCCGAGAUGAAACUGGACACUCUGAGGAGAUACAUUACGCCACCCCCAUAUUCCAGGAGGUGAAACCAAAAGAUCACGAAGACUGUAAUGACGGGAAAACUGCACAUGUCUAUUCUGACCUCAGAAUACAAACUGAAAUUUAAGAUACAAACUACAUCUCAGGGCCCACUGAAGUUUCAGAAGCAAAAACCAUGUCUAAAUUCUAAAACAAAAAUUGGUGACCUUGAAAAUGUUUCCGAAGAACACAAUGCCUGCAGUCACCACGAGAGGAAGGCAAGAUUACCCAAUAAGCACACAUUUAUCAUUCACUGCCACGUAAAUUUGCUCUCCGAUUUUGGAAGGCUGCAAAAAUGCUUAUAUUGAUGUUCAUGGACUUUCUCAGUCCUCAAGAUUUAGCUGAUGUCAAAGGUGGGCCUAAGUGUUGUGUGGAAAGAACAGCCCAGAAUUGAGUUGGGGGAAAAGGGAGAAUGGAUUAAUAGUUUCCCUAAGGCUGUUGUAACAAAUUACCUCAAACUGGUGGCUUUACACAACAGAAACUUAUUUUCUCACAGAUCUGGAGGCCCGAAAUCCGCACUCCCUUCAGAGUCUCUAGGGGAGGACCCGGGCUUGCUUCUUCCAGCUUUGGUGCCUCCUGGUAUUUCCUGGCUCAUGGCAGCAUUACUCCAAUCUCUGCCUGUCUUCACAUGGCCUUCUCUUCUCUGCCAUUCUCUUAGAAGAGCACUGGUCACAGGACUUAGGAACCACCCUGAUGAUCCAGGAUGACCUCAUCACGGGGUCCUUAACUUAAUUACACCUGCAAAGACCCUUUAUCCAAAUAAGGUGACAUUUGCAGGUUCCAAGCAUUAGGUCAUGGACCUCUCUUCUUGGGGAGUCACCAUUCAGCCCACUAUAAGGGACAAAAUGAGAGAAAAAUAAUAUCUAUGUCAUGGAGCUCAGGUAACAAAUGUAAAGGGCUUCGAACAAGGCCGGGCAUACAAUAACUCAAAAAAGGCUAGCUAUGCGUAGUAUGGUCAUGCUUACUCUGAGUCAUCCUGAUUGGCUGCUCCCCUUAGAAACCCUUUAAAGUCUUUGAGGUCAUGAACUUGGCAACUUGGCAACGGGCUUCUUUGGGUCUUCACCUGAGCUCCUUCCUGAAGCAGAGCUUGAGGCAAGGCCUUGGGUGCAGGUUGUUUAUAUGGGAGGUAAUCCCAGGGAGAGGGAAACAGAAGAAAACAAAGCCAACACAAGGGGUGCGGAGGGGCUAGCAAAUGAAUGACCAUACUGGUAACUGGAUUGGAUCCUGUUAAGACAGUCUAAGGUCCUGAAGUCCAGGAUGCCUCUGGGUUUCACAGCAUGCCCUGAAUCAACAGCCUCUCAUUUUCUCCUGGCAAAGCUUCUAAAGCAGUUAGUACGAGCCAACCUACUCCACAAUCCAUAUAAUUAGCAUUGCCCCAUGUCUUUCAAGUGCUAGAACUAUUGCAUAACCUAGUGCUCACUAAUCUACCUUGGCAGGGGCAAGUCUUAGCAAUUGUGAAGCUAUGGCGUGUAAAGGUUAUCACCACCCCCGUUACCACCAGCGACAGUCCAUGUCAUCCACCCAGGGCUGCCUUCCAGGACCUUCCGAUACCCUGUCUUAUCCCGGGCUAGCCCUGAAAGCAGAGCCUGAGAUAAGGCCUUCGGUGCAAAUAAUUUAUUUGGGAGGAGACCCAAGGGAACAGGUGUGAGGGACUGAAGGAAAAGCCAGUACAAGGGUGUAUUGCUGAGUGAGUGGGGCACUGCUGUGGGCACCGGGCACUUGAUGAUCCCACGGGAACCUGCUGAAGAGUAAAAACAUGUCUCUCAGAAUCGCCCACUUGAGGACGAUAGUGAGAAGCAUUUAUCUAUUGGCUGGGGGGUCACCCCAGGAGGUGAUGCACCCCAACUUCUGGGCUGUGCAUGUGAGCAUUCCAAGCUGGCUUCCAUGGGAGUCCCACCUAGGGCCCUGGAAACCCCCAGGGCAGAAAAUGAGUGAUGAAGCUGUCAACAGAGUGAGUGAAGCCUCAAAUGCAGCUGGAAUCAGAGGAUGUGACGCAGGAUACAGACGUGGCUGGAACGCACCUCUCAACAGUUCCUUAUAAGCACUGUAAUAAUGACAACAGUAACUGCCACGUGUUGCACACAUACUAGGUUCCGGGUCCUAUCCAGCGCUUUGUGACCUUCUCCUCAUGGAGGCCUCCCAACAGCUCCCUCCUCACCCAGCGCCACCUGACCCCCUGCACAGACACUCAGCCUCAGCCCAAGGCUUUUGGAUUCAAUCCAAAAAGAAGAGGAAAGAAGAGGAAAAGGAAGAAGAAGAUCUACUGGAUUUUCAUUUCAAUGUCUACUUUUUUUCAUGUCUAGAAGUUUCACUUUGGUGCUUUUUCAAAUCUACAUAUUCCUUAAACAUUUCUUUUUGCUGUGAAAUAGACCACACAUUCUAUGAAGAUGCAUAAAAACACAGAUGUAGGUUAGUAGAUUGUAUCACAUGAACACCAGGUGAUGAAACGUCACCAGCAGCUGAGAUCUCAGCCCUCUGUAGGCCUCUUCCCAAUCUCAGUCCCAGCUCCCCAACUUAACUACUCAUUUAUGGGACAUUUAGGUUGUUGUCAGUUCGGGGCUAUUCUUGCACUGUAACAUGUCUCCUGGUCCCCAUGUGCAUGCCACUAUGAAUAUGUGCAGGAAUGGAAUUACUGGGCCAUGGGCUAUGUUUACCCCCAGUCUAAGCUGACAAUGCCACCCUGUCACGUCCAGCGUGGCAAGGGCAAAUGAGUCUCGAGAGGGGCGACACAGAUUGACUAAGAAAUAGAGACAAAAGUAAGAUUUGAGCGAGACCAAGGGACUCAGCCAGAGAAGACAGCCCGGAAUCGGG